Messenger RNA from Aspergillus campestris IBT 28561, 624 nucleotides. RefSeq names its product putative nuclear distribution protein RO10. The record is from RefSeq and is a predicted model, not a curated record. NCBI's taxonomy places the organism in Eukaryota, Fungi, Ascomycota, Eurotiomycetes, Eurotiales, Aspergillaceae. The transcript has a single exon. Bases 173 to 586 code for a protein of 137 amino acids.
CGCGGAGACUGCAGCAGCUCGAGCGGGAUCUUAGUAAACUUAGUAGGGAGGUUCCUGCUGUGCGGGAUAUGAUUCAAUUACGUAUGUCCUCCCCUCACCCUCCCCUCCAUUUUAUCAAAAGCAGUACCAGUAGCGGUACCCCCAAGAGAAACAAACAGAAGCUAAGAAGAGAAUGAUAGACGACACCUUCCCCGACCUAAUCCGCCCAACACCCCCCCGCACGACCCCCGAAACACUCACCACGCAAAACCUCGCCUCAAUCGUCCUCGCCUACGUCUCCGCCUUCCCCGAAACCGCCUCGCGACUCUCCUCGCUCAACGACCUGCCCGUCCCCGACGCGGAGGCCUCGGCAGCGCUGGUCGCGCUACAGGGUCGGCUCGAUGCGCUGGCGCAGAUCCAGGAGGACCAGGCGGGUGAGGUGGCGGAGUUGAGGGUGCGGUCGGCGAGGGCGCUGCAGCGGUGGUAUGAGGUGGGGGUUGUUGGGAGCGGGGAGUGUUGGGCGGAGUGGGAGGGAAGAUUGGGGGAUGUGGAGAGGGAGGUUAGGAGGGUGGAGGUUUUGAGGGGGAGGAGGGAGAGGGAGGUCUAACUUUAUCCCCCCUGAUUUGGAUAUGAAUUGGUUUGGUU